GAGAGCGGAGCCAGCGGAGGUAACACGGUCGGUCCCCCGUUCGAUCCUGAACCCAUGCAGGUGGGUAGAGCUCGGCUCUCCCGGGAGGAGAGAUUACACCGGAGAGAGAUGGGACUGUGUUUGUACUGUGGUGGAGCGAGACAUUUUCUAAAGGAAUGUCCCAUAAAAGACAGAGACCGACAGUAGGACCGAGGUUACUGUCGGGUGGUCUUUCCCUGGAGAAAUCCUCGUCUGCGACACUCCUCCCGGUGAGACUGCAGUGGGUAUCGGGGCAUCACAUCUGCCAGGCUCUGGUCGACUCGGGGGCGGAGGGCUGCAUCAUAGACCACGAUUUGGCCACGCGGCUGCACAUACCCAUCCACCCCCUGGAACAUGCCAUAUCUGUCAUCGCCCUUAACGGACAGAAGUUACCCACCAUCACACAUGCCACGAAGCCCUUAACCAUCAUCACAUCUGGUAAUCACACAGAACAGUUGUCAUUUUUCAUCUCCAGAUCUGCACUUCAUCCGGUCGUCUUGGGUCAUCUGUGGUUACUGAAACACAAGCCCAGGAUCGGGUGGGGCCAGGGGUCCGUGGCGGAAUGGAGCAACCAGUGUCAUGCGUCUUGUUUGUUGUCUGCUUGUUCUUCUGUGUCUCGUUCUGUGUUACAGGAGUCGGUGAAUCUGUCAAACGUGCCUGAGGAGUACCUCGACCUGAAGGAAGUGUUCGAUGCUGCUCCUCUGAAUGAUGAUGACGACAAGAUUAUCGGUGGAAUUGAGUGUGGUGUUCCAUACCAGGUUUCCCUGAACAGUGGCUACCACUUUUGUGGUGGCUCUCUGAUCAGCGACCUCUGGGUCGUGUCUGCUGCUCACUGCUACAAGUCACGUGUCCAGGUGCGUCUGGGUGAGCACAACAUUGAUGUCAUUGAGGGCACUGAGCAGUUCAUCUACUCCUCUAAGGUCAUCAGACACCCCAGUUACGACAGCUAUACUCUGGACAAUGACAUCAUGCUGAUCAAGCUGAGCAGUGCCGCCUCUCUGAACAUCUACGUUAGGACUGUUUCUCUCCCUUCAAGCUGUGCUCCAUCUGAUACCAGCUGCCUGAUCUCUGGAUGGGGAAACAUGAGUGCCAGUGGAAGCAAUUUCCCAAGCCGUCUGAUGUGCCUUUGGGUUCCUAUUUUGAGUGACUCCACCUGCAAAGGCGCCUACCCUGGUCAGAUCACCUCCAACAUGUUUUGCGCUGGCUUCAUGGAGGGAGGCAGGGACUCCUGCCAGGGUGACUCUGGCGGCCCAGUCGUGUGCAACGACGAGCUUCAGGGUAUUGUGUCCUGGGGUUACGGCUGUGCCCAGGAAAACCUACCUGGUGUCUAUGUCAAGGUCUGCAACUAUAACACCUGGAUCAGAAACACCAUGAGCUCCAACUAAUCUCCCGGAGUUUUUAGAGUCCAUAACUAUGGCAUGUUGCAAUAUAAUUUGGCAAACUAAAAUAAACAUCUGAUACCAAACAUUAAA
This is a messenger RNA of Megalobrama amblycephala (Wuchang bream), 1490 nucleotides long. RefSeq names its product trypsin-3-like. Bases 156 to 1403 code for a protein of 415 amino acids. The record is from RefSeq and is a predicted model, not a curated record. Gene Ontology annotation, molecular function: serine-type endopeptidase activity. The transcript is spliced from 5 exons. Gene Ontology annotation, biological process: proteolysis. NCBI's taxonomy places the organism in Eukaryota, Metazoa, Chordata, Actinopteri, Cypriniformes, Xenocyprididae.